Messenger RNA from Emiliania huxleyi CCMP1516, 1233 nucleotides. RefSeq lists its product as hypothetical. Gene Ontology annotation, molecular function: L-ascorbic acid binding; iron ion binding; procollagen-proline 4-dioxygenase activity. The transcript has a single exon. Gene Ontology annotation, biological process: peptidyl-proline hydroxylation to 4-hydroxy-L-proline. The annotation marks the transcript as partial. Lineage: Eukaryota; Haptophyta; Isochrysidales; Noelaerhabdaceae. Gene Ontology annotation, cellular component: endoplasmic reticulum. The record is from RefSeq and is a predicted model, not a curated record.
AAUGCAGGAGGCCAAGAGGAUGCCCUCGGAAUCGUGCAGCGCGGCUGCAGCAUCCUUCACGCCGUCGGCGCUGGCCGCGCUGCUCCGAGAGCAUGCGCCGCUGCACGCGGGUGAAUCGCACGUCACGGGUCCGAGAAAUUCUUUGAGUAGCAACGAGCUCAUCCGGUUGGCGGCAGCCGCGGAUGAGCGAGGCGACCUCAUCUCGGCGGCGGAUCUUCACUUGGAUUUACUCGAGCUCACCAGAAGCGACACGUACACUAAAUCAGCCACCGAGCGAUUGCAGAAAUUGUAUCCAAUGGGCGAUGCGUCGCGUGUAUCGCGCAACCAUUCGGACACGUUCCGAACUGCUGUGGAGCAGAGCGUGGCCGCGGGCAAGGCUGAGGUGCUCUCGGCUUCGCCACCCCUGUAUCUCCUGCACGACGUGCUGAGUGCGACCGAGGUUGCGGAUCUCCGUGGAGUCGUCGCGCGCCGGCGCGACUUGUGGGGCGCAUCGCACCCGCUCGUGUGCUUCCAGCACGACGCGUUCACGGGACACCCGGGCCUCACUCACGCUUUCGACUGGAUGCGUGGGCGUCCCGGCGCAGGCGGCCGCGGCUGCUUCGCGCAGGCCGCCUCGCGUGCCACCUACGCGCACGUGCCGUGGAGCGAGAGCCUCUUUGUGUACCGCGGGCAGGAGGCCCUCUUUGACGGCAUCAGCCGGCGCGUUCAGGAGAUGUCCGGCUUGCACGAUACACACGCCUACAGCUGGCAGGCCCUGACUUACGAGGCCGGGCGCGACGGCGGUUACGCCGACCACACCGACUGCGAGCACGCGGCCGACUUGCUCGGGCGCGGCGAGCGCAUGGCCACGCUGCUCGUGUACCUCACGGACGACUUCGACGGCGGCGAGACGGAGUUCCCCAAGCUGGGUUUGAAGGUCAAGCCGCCCGUGGGCUCGGCCCUGCUCUUUUACAACUUCGGGCCAGGCUGGGGCGGCCGCGCGUGCAGCGCGGAGGCGGCGCACCGCUCGAACCGCGUGACGCGCGGCAGCAAGGUCGUGCUGCAGAGGUGGCACUCGUACCAAGAGCAGCCGUUCCUCGCCGGCCGGCCCAUUCUGUCGCAGCGUGGCCGGCGGCCGUUCCAGCCCGUCGUCUCGUGCGAUUAUGUGAGCGGCCUGCGCACAAACGUCUCGUGCCGGUGGUACAACUCGGACGUGCCGUGGACGACGGCCUAAUACUGUUGAAGGAUAGUAAU